GAACGUUCACGUCCUCCGCGUCCGUGUGUCUCUUCUCUAGUCAGUCACCCAUCGGAGUUUCCUUUGAUUCGUCGCGAGCGUUACCGAGCGGAACCCGUACGAAAGUUUCACUUCGUUUUUCUCAGUGUUCGAGAGAUCGAAUUCGCGGAACCGGGACUCGGGUCUUGUUCGACGAACGCGCGUGGGCGAUAUUUGUCGAAUGAGAUAACGUGGAGGGCGACGGAAGUCGAUGCGACGUCGAUACCGCGCGGCUCGAGGAAGGACGAGGGUCCGUUCACGAUAAAUCACCGCCCAGAUAACCCCCGGAUUAAUUAUCCGACUCCGUUCUCGCGAUCAGGAUAUGUGCUUUACGAUGCGUUCUACGUGAAUGAGUGCGCGAUAAAACCGAUAAGUCGGACAAUUCGCCGAAAUCCGUUUCCCCGUUCGUCGAAACGAAUAAAGAGAGAACUGUUGUCCUCGUCGCGGAUGUAGAUACCUGCCGAUACGUGAGACAGCAAGAGAGAUGGAAGCUCAUCACGGUAGCGGCGUCGCGUUGGCUGCGACGGAAACGGAACCCGGCCCGUCGAGCAACGAGCACAACAGCUCGCUGGACGACGCCGUGGGCAAACUGCUUCAAGGCUACGACUGGACCUUGCUUCCGGUUACGUCUCGCGCAGGGGGACGAAGGAGCGCUCACGUGAAGCGUCCGAUGAACGCGUUCAUGGUCUGGGCUCAGGCCGCGAGACGCCGGCUGGCCGAUCAGUACCCUCAGCUUCACAACGCCGAGCUAUCGAAAACGCUGGGGAAACUGUGGAGAAUUCUGAGCGACGGUGAGAAGCAACCGUUCAUAGAGGAAGCUGAGAGGCUGAGGAACGCGCACAAAAAGCAGCACCCGCAUUACAAGUAUCAGCCGCGUCGGCGGAAACCGAAAUCGGACGAGCAGAUGGGCAUCAUGAUGCACCGGACGGCCCUGUCCUCGCCGACGACGUCUCUAGACUCCACUGGCUCGUUCGAUUGCACGUAUCCCCGUUUAUAUUCAGAAACCGGAAUCAAAACGUUCGAGAGGCCUAUUUACCACGACGGUAAGGCCAGUUACGAUCUCUCGAGAUCGUCCUGGCCCGGCGAUUCGAAUAAAUAUCAAUCCGAUCAUUCGGUCGCGGAGAAACCGUACGAGGAUACGAAGUACGAAUCGAACGUGGCCAAGUGCUACGAGACCGUCAAAUACCACGAGGUGUCUUCAGCCGCGAAGUACCACGAGACGAUGCCGAAGUACUCGGAGCUGCAGGCGAAGCCGUACGAUCUACCCAAAUACCCGGAGAACCCCUUGAAAUAUCCGAUGGACGUGACGAGUACGAGCAAGUCGCACGCGUACGUCCACACCCAGUAUUACUCGGCUCCCGAGGGAUACGCAAUGCACGAGGACAACGAGUACCAGACGCAAGGCGUCUCGACUCAUUCUUUCUAUCCGUACAUUUCCGCGUCCAUGACACAGCCACCUUACUACAUGGGUCCACGGUAGAGCAUACAAUGCUUUUAUUCGUUUGCGUAAUUUGGUUACAGAGACAUUAACAAUGUUUCGGGUGAACGUAGAACGAGCGCGCUAGGCUCGAAUAGUUUAUUAAACC
This is a messenger RNA of Ceratina calcarata, 1604 nucleotides long. Its product is annotated as transcription factor Sox-8. Gene Ontology annotation, biological process: regulation of transcription by RNA polymerase II. Lineage: Eukaryota; Metazoa; Arthropoda; Insecta; Hymenoptera; Apidae. Gene Ontology annotation, molecular function: DNA-binding transcription factor activity, RNA polymerase II-specific; RNA polymerase II cis-regulatory region sequence-specific DNA binding. The transcript is spliced from 4 exons. The record is from RefSeq and is a predicted model, not a curated record. The coding region runs from base 503 to 1498 and encodes 331 amino acids. Gene Ontology annotation, cellular component: nucleus.